This is a messenger RNA of Phoenix dactylifera (date palm), 3435 nucleotides long. RefSeq names its product ethylene receptor 2-like. Lineage: Eukaryota; Viridiplantae; Streptophyta; Magnoliopsida; Arecales; Arecaceae. The record is from RefSeq and is a predicted model, not a curated record. Gene Ontology annotation, biological process: response to ethylene; phosphorelay signal transduction system. Gene Ontology annotation, cellular component: endoplasmic reticulum membrane; endoplasmic reticulum. Gene Ontology annotation, molecular function: ethylene receptor activity; protein kinase activity; protein binding.
GAGGUGUUUGAUCAAUAGACUUGGAUGCUCCCAGGUUCAACCCUAUCGCCUCUCCCGUGAACUUGAGACCCCACGUACCAAAACCAAAACCGAGAGACACGGCCGCCGGUUUUCCAGCACCCUUCUCCACUUCCGGACGCAAGUGCAGUGCUGACACCCCCAUUUGUUUGGGGUCCGACAAAAGAUACGGAGGACGCCGCCAAAACAAUCUCCAGAGGAGAGGGACAAAUAGAUUAAAAAAAUCUCCCAGUGGCAAAUUUCUUGCAGUCACUCUCCUCCCCCCUUGAGUUCUUUUUUAAGAUGCCCUGCCUCCGACGUUGUCAUCGCUACCUCCAGCCGCCCGCCGCUCGGACAUUCCGUCGAACACCAUGCGGUCGUCGUCGUCGUGGUCGUGGUCUUUCGCCCGCUGCGGCGGCUGCGAGGAGAACCCCACCUCCCUGUGGACCCUGGAAAACGUCCUCCAAUGCCAGAAGGUGAGCGACUUCCUCAUCGCCCUGGCCUACUUCUCGAUACCGUUGGAGCUCUUCUACUUCGUCACGUGCUCCGCCAUCUUCCCUUUCCGCUGGCUCAUCCUCCAGUUCGGCGCCUUCAUCGUUCUCUGCGGCCUCACCCACCUGGUCGCCGCCCUCACCUACGCCCCCCAUUCCUUCUUCCUCCUCCUCUCCCUCGUCGUCCUCAAGCUACUCACCGCCCUCGUCUCUCUCGCCACCGCCGUCACCCUCCUCCCCAUCAUCCCACAGCUCCUCCGCCUCUUCGUGCGCGAUGGCCUCCUUCGCCAGAAGGCCCGCGACCUCGGCCACGACCUCGGCCGCAUGCGCCGCCAGGAGGCUGCCACCUGGCGCGUCCGCUUGCUCACCGCCGAGAUCCGCCGCUCCCUCGACCGCCAAACCAUCCUCGACACCGCCCUCGUCCACCUCGCCGACGCCCUCUCCCUCCACGACUGCGCCAUCUGGAUGCCCACCUCCCCCGAUUCGCUCUCCCUUACCCACCACCUCAACCGCCGUCGUCUCGACCACCACCACCGCCACCAAAAAGUCUCGAUCCCCACUGCCGACUCCGACGUCGCCGAGAUCAUCACAAGGGAGGAGGUCUUGACACUCGACCCGAACUCCAAUCUGGUCCGAGCCACUGAGUCGGAGCCCGUCGGCCCGGUGGCCGCGAUCCGAAUGCGGCUGCCUCGAGUGUCCAAGUUCAACGAGGGCAUGCCGGAGCUCGUGGAGGAGUCGUAUGCCAUUCUCUUCCUCGUGCUUCCCAUCGGUGGGAACAGGGUCUGGACGACCGACGAGGUCGACGUCGUGGAGGUGGUCGCCGACCAGGUGGCCAUGGCCCUCUCCCAUGCCGCCGUCCUGGAAGAGUCCCUGCUGAUGAGGGAAAAGCUCGUGGAGCAGAACCUGGCUCUCGACCGAGCCCACCGCGAGGCACUGAUGACGAAAGAGGCCCGGAAGUCCCUUCAGAGCGUGAUGACUCGAGAGGUCGUCGGGCCCAUCCGUUUGGUGGCGGCACUCUUGUCAGCAUUGCAGCUGGAGAAUUUGAGCACGGAGCAGCUUGCCAUGGUGAAAGCGGGGCUCGUCCUGUCCUCCCUCAUCGAGGAAGCUGCUGGCGUCAGUAGGUUCGAGCAGGGUAAAGUGGAGCUGAGAUUGCGGCCCUUUCACGUUCGGUCAGUGGUCGAGGAGGUUGUGAGCGUGUCGAGGCUUUUGUGUGCUUGUCGAGGUGUAUCCUUUGAAUUCCAUGUCUCCGGAGGUAAUCCUGGACCAGUGCUCGGGGAUGAGAGGCGAAUACUUCAGGUUUUGCUAUACACGAUUCAGAAUAUUUUGGGCACUGGUGAUCGGGGGACCGUUUCUCUCCAAUUGUGUAUAGAGGAUGCUACCGAUGAUGGAAGCUCACAUGGUAAGUACGUAGUUGGGAAGCAGAAUUUUGGUCAGGGGAUGGUUGCAUUAAAGUUCGAAGUUUGCAGAACCGGUUUGGGAAAAGAAGAUAAGAUCUCUGAUUUGAAGGAAUCCAAAGAUGAUGUUGGUGAUCGCCAGAUUAGUUUUUCCUUCUGCAGGAAGCUGGCAGAGCUCAUGCACGGGAGGAUUUCAGUUUCCAACACAUCAGCAAGUCUGCAGAAAAAUAUGGAACUGCUAAUCAGAGUACAACAUGAGCGGUCAGGGGAAGGAUUUGUUUGGCCAAGAUAUAUGGAUAUUGAGGCUACCAGAUGCCCGUUCAAAGGAAUGAGGAUUCUCCUUGCGGACAAUGAUUGUUAUAAUGUAUAUCUCACCAGAAAGCUUCUUGGAAAAUUUGGCUGUCAUUUAUCCAUAGUGUCUUCUAGGUACCACUGCUUGGAGAUGCUGUAUUUAAAGAGAAACCAGUUCCACCUGCUACUUAUUGACAUGCAAGUUUUUGAAGAAGACAGACAUGAACUUUUUGCUCACAUCAAAAAAAAUUGCACAGAAAACAGGCCACUGAUUGUUGCACUCACUCCUAAUGCUGAUAGGAAUGCCAGAGAGCAAUGCCUUCAUAAUGGAAUUCAUGGUGUAAUAUGUAAACCAGUUAUAUUGCAAGAUAUGGUAGAUGAAUUGCACAGGAUCACCCAAGGAACACAAUCUUCACUUCCUUUAUGGUGACCGAGAAAACAAAGAUAUUUCGACAAUGUUCUCUUGAUUUGUGCAGAAUUCUGUGUCGUUAAUUGGAACGAUGUAGAAGCUUUGUGAGACUGCUUGAACUUGUUUGAAUUUCCAGAGUUUGGUAAGAUCUGUGAGAUUAAAUUAGCAAUGAAGAAGUGGUUUAUAACUUAAGAGUCUGUUGAAUGAUAUUCAUCUUCUUUGAGGGGCUAUUCGGAUUUCCUUUUGAGUACUUGGACAAAUAAACUGGGUUCCCAUUAAGAACCGUGCAGCUGCAGCUAUGUUGCCUGAACUGUGGAGAACCCAGUAUGGAUGUGUCUGAAAUUGCUCUUUUCCUCUUGUUUGCAGCAGCGAAAUGAUGGCUUCUAGUGAUCGUAUGUCAAAAGGUAAUUAUCAUGGCCCCUAUUCAUGGUUCUUUUAACCACUAUUCAGAUCCCCUGUUUCCCAAAAGCAGUAGAGCAGGAAGUCUCAGAUGCAAGAAAAGAAGACUUGAUGAUGGUUGCUAUCCCAUUAAGAGAUGAGGUGCAUAUGAUUGACUCGAGAUGUUCAUACUAGACUGGCUGCGUAUAAUUUGACAAAUGGUUGCGACUUUAUCAAGGUACAUUUUCAAAAGUCAAAAGGAGUAUCCUGUGAAUUGUUGUGUUAUGGUGUAUUCUUCUCACAAGUUAGCACAUGCAUCUAAAGCCUGUCGUGUAUGGAACAGCAUAUUAAUUGUAAUAUCCUGGUCAAACAUUUCCAAUCCAUCUUAGUUCAUAUUUCAUACUGCACCUUAAGUUGCCUGAUUACCAUGAAUAUACUUAAUGCAAUAAUGUAUGCACAAAAUUAUUUCUUGAAA